CAGGUUAAUUGAAUUAGUUUCGAUGUGGAUUGUGAAUUGGAACUGUGUUUCAAUUUGCUGCGACUUUAUUCAAAAUUAAAUGUUUGAAGCUAGCUACCGCAGUUCACACAAUUACACAUAGAUAGAUACAUACACAGACAUACAUGUAUAUCAAGUCAAAAUUUUUGCUUACGCAAGCUGCCGCAGGACGCUGGAGCAGUGCAGCAGCCGGCGCCCAAGCCAUGGACCCGGACCAGCGUCUGGCCAACGGCUGCCUGAGAUUGGCCGUCGGCGAGCUGAGCGUGGGCAAUUAUACGCUGGCCAUGGGCCUGAUCAAUGAGGGCAUGGCACGCAACCAUGGCAAUCACAAUGAGAUCAUGGCCCUGCUCGAGCUGAAGAACAUUGUGGUGCGUUUGCGGCUCAAAUGCGAAACGCCCGGCCAGCUAAUCGGACCGACCUGCAAGUCCGCAGCGCUGCCGUAUAGCUUCACCGUGGAGAUGCUCGACGUUGUGCAGAAGGUGCUGCGUUGCCGCAAUCAUUACGAGGUGCUGCGCAUCUCGCAUCAUGCCACCUACUCGGAGGUGAAGCGUGCCUAUAAGCGUCUGGCGUUGCGCCUGCAUCCGGACAAGAAUCGUGCGCCCGGCGCCGAUAUCGCCUUUCGGCGCAUCAACGAGGCGGCCGACACGCUGACGGACAAUCAGAAGCGCAUCGAGUACAAUUUGUUAACUGCCGUUGGCGAUUGCUUUGGCGGCAAGGCCAGUCUCUAUGGCAAGGAUGUGAAGACGGCGGGCGUACAGUAUGAGCCGCACAGAGAGCAGCAGCCGGACGAGGAGCAGCAGGGGGAUCAACCACGACGCAGCUACCAGCCGGCCAAUCAGCGUGUGCCGCAGCGACAAAGUCUCUAUCAGACCGAACAGCUGGUCAUUGGACUUGUAGCCGCCCUGGUGUUCAUUAUCAUCACGGUCCACUAUUUGUCCACAGCGCCCAACUAUAGUUUUACGCCCACCAGCAGCCACAGCGUGCGACUGGUGAGCCGGCUCUGGCGUGUGCCCUACUUUGUGACGCCCAAACUGGCGGCCAGCCAAACGCCUAAGCAGCUGGAGCGCAUGGAGUCGGAGAUCGAGGAGAUCUAUCUGACGGAAAUCAAGCACAACUGCAAGCAGGAGCGCAAGCUGCGCGACAAGCUGUUGCAACGCGCUCGCAACACGAACAAUCACAAUUUGCUUGAUCACGCGCUGAAGAUGCCAACGCCCGCCUGCCACGCCCUCAUCAAGCUGGAUCAGUUCAAAAGCCAGCCGCUGCUAUUGGACAAUAUUUCGGAUAAGAAUGACUCGUGGGAUUAAAAAUCGAAACAAAAAC
Messenger RNA from Drosophila novamexicana, 1338 nucleotides. RefSeq names its product dnaJ homolog subfamily B member 12. Gene Ontology annotation, cellular component: endoplasmic reticulum membrane. Gene Ontology annotation, molecular function: Hsp70 protein binding. The record is from RefSeq and is a predicted model, not a curated record. Bases 144 to 1322 code for a protein of 392 amino acids. Lineage: Eukaryota; Metazoa; Arthropoda; Insecta; Diptera; Drosophilidae. Gene Ontology annotation, biological process: cellular response to misfolded protein. The transcript has 3 exons.